CGGAAAUAGCGUGAAGGUUGCAGGGUUUGCGCUAUCAUGGGUGUAAAAAUAGAGGUGUUUAGGAUGAUGCUGUAUUUGUCCUUUCCCGUAACAAUGUUCUGGAUCUCAAAUCAAGCUGAAUACUUUGAAGAAUAUAUCGUAAAGCGAAAGAGGGAGAUCUUCCCCCCUGAUGAGCAUAUACAUCGGAAGGAGUUGGAGGAUUUCAAAGAGAAGAUGCGGCUUCGUAAGGAGCAGCGACGACUAAAGGAGAUGGGUGCACAGUCUGAGGAUUCAGGAGUAAAGGAAGGCUGGCAUCCCUAAAGCAACACAUUGAAAAAAGCGUUUGGUUACAAACACCAUUUGUGCUGCGAGAGGGCAGAGGUUGCAUUGGACAGGAGCUAGAACGUCACUCUUUGGAAAUCACUUGAGCCGCUUCUGCACUCAGGGUGUGCUGUGAGCGUUCCACAUGUUAAUGUGUGCCAGUUGGAGCUUCAUUCGUGAGCUGCCAUCACAUGAGACUUUUCAAAUAUUUAAAGUCGGUACUGCCUUUGUGAAAAAGUCAACAGAUGAUUAAAUGCCUUUUCGCUUUUAAAACAUGGAUCAGGCAUAAUUGUAAUUAUUUAUCUUUAUUUUGUAUGUGUACUUUUCUGAUGUAGCAUGAUAGUUUACAACUAUCACUUACACUGAAGUCUGUUUGUUUUGCCUAAAAGAAUGUACUGUAACAUGCCUUCAUUUGCCCAUGGAAAAAACGGAUGAAAAAAGCAUUGGAUUAGAUUUUAAAAGAAAGGGUAUGAUGUCUCAAAGCAGAUGUACCCUUGCCAUCAAUACUUCCGUGUAGCACUACAUGUAUGGCAAGGUCCAUACCCUAUAUGAUAAACUUAUCUGGAGAUGAUGGAGGCAUGCAGGUUUUGCUUGGGAAAUACCUUUGCAAAGACAGAGGAGGUAUAUCCCCGGAUACAGGGGAUAUAAGGGCGGGGAUACCGGCAGUCAUUUAGAUGAGUGACGAAAUGUUUCUCUCCAGAUAAACUGAUUCAACUUUCUGUGACUCUGCACAUACAGCUUCUCCAUCACUCUCUUCUUCAAUGAAUAAGACAAUAUUCCACUAACCAAUAAAUGGAUUUUCUUUU
Lampris incognitus (smalleye Pacific opah) is the source of this 1106-nucleotide messenger RNA. RefSeq names its product protein PET100 homolog, mitochondrial. Gene Ontology annotation, biological process: mitochondrial respiratory chain complex IV assembly. NCBI's taxonomy places the organism in Eukaryota, Metazoa, Chordata, Actinopteri, Lampriformes, Lampridae. The transcript has 4 exons. The record is from RefSeq and is a predicted model, not a curated record. Gene Ontology annotation, cellular component: mitochondrial inner membrane; mitochondrion. The coding region runs from base 37 to 300 and encodes 87 amino acids.